AUGGAGGUAGCGGUGGAGGAAGUGGUGGAGAUGGAUGUAGUGGUGGAACAGGUGGUGGAGAAGGAGGUAGCAGCGGAGGAGGUGAUGAAGAUGGAGGUAGCGGUGGAGAAGGUGGUGGAGAUUUGGUUAGCGGCGGAGGUGGUGCAGAUGGAAGUAGCGGUGGAGGAGAAAACUGCGGGGGGGGGGGAUAAUAGUGGAGGAGGAAACUGCGGAGAAGGGGCAAGUUGCGGUGGAGGCAGUGGUGGAGGUGGAAACGAAAAUGACGUCGAUCAAGGAGAAUUGCUUCCAAACGGAUGUCCAAGCGACUUUGACAUUCACAAACUUCUCCCACACGAAACAGACUGUGACAAGUUCUACUACUGCGUGUUUGGAGAGAAAGUGGAACGUACCUGUGCACCUGGCACGCACUUUAAUCCAUUGCUGCAGGUGUGCGACUGGCCUGAGAAUGCCGGUUGUACUACCAAUGGAGGUGGAGAUGGAGGUAGCGGCGGAGGAGGUGGUGGAGAUGAAGGUAGUGGAGAUGGAGGUAGCGGCGGAGGAGGUGGUGGAGAUGAAGGUAGCGGUGAAGGAGAUAAUGGAGAUGGAGGUAGCAGCGGAGAAGGUGGUGAAGAUGGAAGCAGCGUUGGUGGAGGUGGAAACGAAAAUGACGUCGAUCAGGGUGAAUUGCUUCCAAACGGAUGUCCAAGUGACUUUGACAUUCACAAACUUCUCCCACACGAAACAGCCUGUGACAAGUUCUACUACUGCGUGUUUGGAGAGAAAGUGGAACGCACCUGUGCACCUGGCACGCAUUUUAAUCCAUUGCUGCAGGUUUUCUACUGGCCUGAGAAUGCCGGUUGUGCUGCUAAUGGAGGUGGAGAUGGAGGUAGCGGCGGAGGAGUUGGUGGAGAUGGAGGUAGCGGUGGAGAAGGUGGUGGAGAUGAAGGGAGCAAAAAUAAGUGCGAAGUUGGCUGCAAUGUCCUCCCCUGGCCCCAUGAAAACGACUGUGAUAAAUUCUGGCGUUGUGACGGUUCCACGGCUGUUUUAGUCCUUUGUUCUGAAGGAUUGCACUUUAACCCAAAAACCUUCACCUGUGACUUCAUCUGUAACGUCUCUUGCAGCAGACAAGACGUUGAAUCGACGGCUUUAGCUGAUGGCCUCAAAGUAUUCCUACCUUGGGGCAAAAUGAACCCCAGAUUAGCUCGGAUGUAUUUGAAUAACAAUAUGAAUUUUUAG
Parnassius apollo (apollo) is the source of this 1215-nucleotide messenger RNA. NCBI's taxonomy places the organism in Eukaryota, Metazoa, Arthropoda, Insecta, Lepidoptera, Papilionidae. The record is from the annotation of a GenBank genome assembly.